CCUUGACUCUCAUUUUCCAUUCGAAACAUCACACCCAACUAUUAAUAAUAAUUUACAAUCUUCGAUCCUCCAAAACUCUAACACCAGAUAUGGUUUUCUCUGAAGCUGAAAAUAAUUCACUAUUGGGCUCUGAAGGAGAUUCUCAAAGGACUCAGUAUCCCUAUGUUACGGGUACAUCUGUGAUUGGGAUCAAAUACAAAGAUGGCAUUCUCAUGGCUGCCGACAUGGGAGGGUCCUAUGGAUCCACUAUACGCUAUAAGAGUGUGGAGCGUUUGAAGCAAGUGGGAAAGCACUCUCUGCUUGGUGCAAGCGGUGAAAUCAGUGAUUUCCAAGAGAUUCUACGUUACCUUGAUGAACUUAUUCUGACUGACAAUAUGUGGGAUGAUGGGAACUCACUUGGUCCUAAAGAGCUGCACAAUUACCUAACCCGGAUCAUGUACAAUCGUCGCAACAAGUUUGACCCUUUAUGGAAUUCAUUAGUUCUUGGCGGAGUAAAAAAUGGGAAGAAGUAUCUAGGAUCUGUUAGCAUGAUUGGCGUACACUACGAGGACGAUCAUGUUGCUACUGGGUUUGGUAACCACCUUGCCCGCCCAAUUCUUCGUGAAGAAUGGAGGGAGGAUUUAACUUUUGAGGAGGGUGUCAAAUUAUUGGAGAAAUGCAUGCGCAACCUUUUGUAUCGUGAUAGGUCUGCUGUCAACAAGCUUCAGAUAGCAAAUAUCACAGAGGAAGGGUUGACUAUUUCCCAGCCUUACUCUUUGAAGACUUUCUGGAAUUAUGCUGCUUUUCAGAACCCAACAGUUGGUGCCGAGGGUUCAUGGUAGGAAGCGCUUCCUUCUGAGAUUCUGAAGCAUUUUACAAUGAUGUAUUUCGACUAAAUUCAGAUUUUAUGAUGACUGCAGUUUUUCAGUUCAUGUGUUGAAUUCUAGUGUUCCAAUAUAGAUUUGGUUAUGUCCAA
Messenger RNA from Erigeron canadensis, 955 nucleotides. Its product is annotated as proteasome subunit beta type-4-like. The coding region runs from base 90 to 821 and encodes 243 amino acids. Gene Ontology annotation, cellular component: proteasome core complex, beta-subunit complex; nucleus; proteasome core complex. The transcript has 7 exons. Lineage: Eukaryota; Viridiplantae; Streptophyta; Magnoliopsida; Asterales; Asteraceae. The record is from RefSeq and is a predicted model, not a curated record.